Messenger RNA from Pieris brassicae (large cabbage white), 1591 nucleotides. RefSeq lists its product as uncharacterized. Gene Ontology annotation, cellular component: perinuclear region of cytoplasm. Gene Ontology annotation, biological process: oogenesis; negative regulation of translation. The record is from RefSeq and is a predicted model, not a curated record. The transcript has 8 exons. Bases 230 to 1162 code for a protein of 310 amino acids. Lineage: Eukaryota; Metazoa; Arthropoda; Insecta; Lepidoptera; Pieridae. Gene Ontology annotation, molecular function: mRNA binding; zinc ion binding.
ACCCCUCAAACCUCACCGGUGAGGUUUUUGAAGAAGAAUUUCAUGAGAAAAAACAAUGCAAUGAUUUGGUGUUGAAGAAUCCAUCAUUCAUUCCAUCUAUUGGUCUAUUCUUAAUUCUUAGUUGGAUUAAAAGCUAACAUUGAUGGUCUUCUAAAGAAGUUCAAAGGACGCGGACACCAGAACAAAGUUAGAAUAACUGAAGAAAUUAUAUACAUUGUAAGAUUUAGGUAUGGUUUGGAACAUGAACAUGAACUCCAUAAUCAAUGAGACUCCUAUUCGUCCAUCGUCGAGAUUUUUACCAGGGGCAAAAGCGCCUACCUAUAGUGACGUCAUGGAAGAGUUCCGUAACAAUGGGGUCGACUUACCCUAUGAACCAGAAACCGACACACUUUUAAAUAAAGGCUUAUCAGGCUUUGGUCCAGCUAGAAAGUACCUCACCCAAAGAUCGUGCCCAGAAGCUAAAGACAUAUACCCGACUGCAUCCAACUACGGGAAUAUUUCUCCCCUAUCUUUUGAUUCGGGGAUUGGACAACCAAAUUCGCCCAUUCGGCAGUCGGAGGUUUCUUUUCCAAAUCAAACAUCUUCUGGGAUAAAUAUGGCCACACGUGUAAAAGAACCUCCAUAUGGCCAAGAUUCACUAUUAUCCGGUGAAACAGCUGUUGGUAUUCUGCAGAACUACCUGAAUGAGGAGCAGAUUCAGCUGCUCAACACGAUACCCUCGAAGGCUCUAUACUUCUUUAUAAACUACUAUAGGAAGAUUGCCCCGAAAAAUAAAAUUGUAAAGGAUAAGACAUGUCGCUUUUGCAAGAACAAUGGUGAGUGUGAGUCGGUGUAUCGCAGCCACAGACUGCGUACGGAAGGGAAGCUCUCGUGUCCCGUACUUCGACAUCUCGUGUGCGAGCGCUGUGGCGCAACUGGCGAUGACGCACACACCAUCAAAUACUGCAAAGCUAUUACUCCUGAGGAACGUAGACACUACGAGUUGCUUAUGUACAACAGGCGUUUGACCUCUGUUACUCGCCCUUAUGCACGCCCCAUAUCUGGGGAAUUAGACAGCGCUUUUAUGAAGGAAGUUUCAACUAGUUUCCCACUAGAGGGCUCUUACCUCAAUGAGCUACCCCCGCAGUGGAUGGAAUUGGAAAGGAAAUUAUCAAUGCAAUAAUAAACAGCAUAAUUUUAAAUUCGAAUCAAAAAGGUCAAAAUUGUGUAUUUGACAAGUGAAACUUAAAUCUUACCUCAAGACAUCUUUUUGUUAUCGUAGUUCGCGUAUUCUCUAAUAGAUGGCGCUCAGAACAAUUAUGUUCAAAAGUGAUUAUUAAUGUUUGACUUGAAUUAUUUGCAAAUUGACGAAUCUGAAAUACCUAUAGUUAUAGCUAUAAAAUGGUCGUCUUAUGUUUUCGCAUUUGCGUUAUAUGUAUUACCAUCAAUUUAAAGACAAUACACUACCUUUAUGUAUUUUCUUUCAUAUAUAAUGCUUUAUGACGCGAUGGCUUUACAAUACUUUUCUACGUCAAAUUUUGCAUAAUUUGGCGGGAAAAUUUUGGUAUUCUAAAACAAUGAUAAUAAUAAAAUUAGGAUAAGGAUAAGAAGA